CCAGCGCCAUUAGCACACCUGCGUAUUGGCGCCUGGCGCGUACUUGUUCCAUCUGUAUCAAUUGCGUGAAGUACGGAUUUCAUUUCGAAUUCAAACAAAAGGAAUUGGUGACAAUGACGCUUGAAGAUUCGUGGGAGGCGAUUAAGCAGGCAGCCGAGAAAAACAGGCACGAGUUGGUGCUGUCGGGCCCGUCAGUGUCCAAACUGAUCGAAACGUCCGGCCUGGACGAGAAUCUAUUUAACCUCCACAACCUGAAUUAUCUCAAUGUAACACGCACAUGUCUUAAGGAGAUGCCACCCGACAUUGCGAAAUUGAUGAAUCUUACAACUCUGGUACUGCAUUCGAACGAGCUUGCCGAAUUGCCGAGCGAAAUCGCCAAAUUACCGAAGCUGAAGAUGCUCGAUUGCUCGAGGAACAAGUUAACCUGUUUGCCGCAGGAACUCGGCAACCAUCCCGAACUGAACACAUUGAACCUCGCCUCGAAUUUUCUGCGGGAGAUACCGUCGCUGAACUCGUGCAUAAAACUUAGCGUCCUAGACUUGUCGAACAAUCGCCUCGAGAGCUUUCCCGACAUUUGUCACGCGGAACUCACGCAUCUGUCGGAGAUUCAUGUCAACGGGAAUCAGAUAACAGAAAUACCGUUUACUAUCAACCUCCUGCAGGGGUUGAAGGUCUUAAACGUGGGAGACAACUCGAUUCCUGUUGUACCGAGUGAAUUAGCAGAUUGUAGUAAGUUGAAGGAAGUAUGUCUGAAAGGAAAUAAGUUAUUGGAUAAGAGGCUAACGAAAUUGAUUAAUCAAUGUUCCACGAAGCAAGUACUUGACUAUAUCAAGUUACAUUGUCCAAGAAGCGAAUUAUCCACAACAGAAGCUAAUAAAUCAAAAAAAGGAAAGAAGAACCAGAAGGUAUCCGAAAGUGAAAACUUGGUGGAUGAUUUGACACAUAAAUUAAAAGUCCUGAAGAUAGCAGACGACACGCCAGUAAUAAGAGUUACAGAACAUGUAAAGAAUAUCAGACCUUAUAUAGCUGCAUGUAUUGUGAAAAAUAUAGGCUUCACAGAGGACAGCUUUAAAAAAUUCAUUCAGCUGCAGACAAGAUUACACGAUGGAAUAUGUGAAAAAAGAAAUGCUGCUACAAUAGCAACUCACGAUUUGAAACUUAUAGCACCUGGUGAUCUCACAUAUACAGCAAAGUUACCCAUGGAAUUAGAAAUAAAACCAUUAUCGCGCAACAAGAUGUAUACAGGAGCGGAGUUAUUCCAGAAGUUGCAAGCAGAAGCUGAGCAUUUACGUAAAGAAAAGAAGCGAAAUGUGUAUUCUGGAAUACACAAGUAUUUAUAUUUGUUGGAAGGCAAAUCUUUAUUUCCAUGUCUGGUGGAUCAAUCGCAACAGGUUAUUUCAUUUCCACCAAUCACAAACAGUGAUAUAACGAAAAUGUCUCCGUCUACUCAAGCAAUGCUUGUGGAAGUAACAAGUGCUACAUCAUUCACAGUUUGCAGAAAUGUUUUGGACGAAUUUUUGAAAGAGUUGAUAGUCUCAGGUGUCACCGAUUCCACAGAACUGAAGGAUACAGACGACAAACUUAACAAUUUAAUUGUUCAACAAAUCAGAGUAGUCGAUACCCAAGGAAAUCUAAAGAUAAUAUAUCCUUCAAGAUCAGAUUUAAAUUUUAACGAAAAACUCAUUGGUGUAUUACGAGAAUAGGAAGAAUAACGUAAAAAA
Molecule: messenger RNA, 1721 nt
Organism: Pogonomyrmex barbatus (red harvester ant)
Lineage: Eukaryota; Metazoa; Arthropoda; Insecta; Hymenoptera; Formicidae
Product: leucine-rich repeat-containing protein 47
Biological process (GO): phenylalanyl-tRNA aminoacylation
Molecular function (GO): phenylalanine-tRNA ligase activity; RNA binding; protein binding
Source: RefSeq, a predicted model, not a curated record